AUGCUAGAUGAUUUUACUAAAAUUACAGAGCUUAAGAAAUCUGAUGAUUUUGAAACCAUUUACAAAUUCCUUGAUGAACUUUCUUCGAAAGGAAACCUUGGAGCAAUUUCAAAACCAUGCGAAGAAGGACUUUGGAAAAGUAUUGCUCCUAAAAAAUAUCAAUUUGAUAUGGAGAAGAAUGUUCUUCAUGUAGCAAGUGAAAAUGGAAAUCUCAGACUUGUUAAAUCACUCAUCGAAUGUGGCUGUGAUAAAGAAACAAAGAUUCAAUCUGGAUGGACUCCACUCCUUUUUGCAUCAAAAAAUGGAUUGUUAAAUAUCUUAUUUCAGUUGGAGCUAAUAAAGAAGCACAAAAUAAUAAAGGAUUUACUGCACUGA
Messenger RNA from Trichomonas vaginalis G3, 375 nucleotides. RefSeq names its product spectrin binding. The transcript has a single exon. Gene Ontology annotation, molecular function: protein binding. The record is from RefSeq and is a predicted model, not a curated record. The coding region runs from base 1 to 375 and encodes 124 amino acids. Lineage: Eukaryota; Parabasalia; Trichomonadida; Trichomonadidae.